Messenger RNA from Saccoglossus kowalevskii, 483 nucleotides. RefSeq names its product apolipoprotein(a)-like. NCBI's taxonomy places the organism in Eukaryota, Metazoa, Hemichordata, Enteropneusta, Harrimaniidae. The record is from RefSeq and is a predicted model, not a curated record.
AUGGCAGUAGGGGUUAAGCCAUGGUAUUCCAUCCGUACUGAAAUAUUAAUAGCAUAUUUCCUGCUAAUAGCUUUGGUAUUGACAUUGAUUCUUAUUCUGUUAUUUCCCCGGAAACAUAAUGCUGUUUUAGAUUCAAUAGAAUGUUAUGAAGAUUCAAAUGGGACAGAUUAUAGAGGUCUAGUUAAUAUUACUCUUAGGGGCAGACAUUGUGCUGCGUGGAACUCUGAUAAUCACCCAAUGACGCGGCAGAAUCAUCCGGAUGCCGGCAUUGGCGAUCACAAUUAUUGUCGAAAUCCUGAUGGCGAUGUGACAGUAUGGUGCUACAUCACGGAUGAAACAGCGCUGUGGGAAUAUUGUUUUAUUGGUGAACCUAGUGAUGACUGCGGGAUAAUGACAGACACAAAGUCUACUAUUACGAUUGGUUAUUUAGAAUCCACAGAUCUUCGAAAGAAGACUGUGUCUAAAACCAAUGGUAUUAUAUGA